Athene cunicularia (burrowing owl) is the source of this 2917-nucleotide messenger RNA. It is a transcript of the gene GPR63, whose product is annotated as G protein-coupled receptor 63. Gene Ontology annotation, biological process: G protein-coupled receptor signaling pathway. Gene Ontology annotation, molecular function: G protein-coupled receptor activity. NCBI's taxonomy places the organism in Eukaryota, Metazoa, Chordata, Aves, Strigiformes, Strigidae. The coding region runs from base 311 to 1819 and encodes 502 amino acids. The record is from RefSeq and is a predicted model, not a curated record. Gene Ontology annotation, cellular component: membrane. The transcript has 4 exons.
AGGUUAUUUGGAAAGGGAGUUCUUUGCUGAACAGAACAGCACAAGAUGACUUAAGAUUCCUGCUCUUCAUGGGAGCCUGUCUGGAUUGUCCCUGCAGAAUGCUGCAGCUUCCUUCCCUCUUCAGUGUUCUUGGCUUGUGGAGUCAUAAACCUCAGUGGAACUUCGGGUGGAAAUACUGACGUGAAUUUAAGAACUUUGAUGCUUUCAGACGUUGAAUUUUGAUUUGUUAAAUGACCAGGAAUAAGAUACUGCCUGAACAAGAUGAAAUGCCUUGAAGACCUUUGGUUCUGCUUUCGUUUCUCCUGAAGCAAUGGUUUUCUCAGCAAUGUUGACGCUGGCCCACUCUGGGACCUCAAACACUACUUUUAUUGUUUAUGAAAAUGCCUAUACGAAUUUUACCACUCCCCAGUUCUUGCUUCAUAGUGGCACAACACAGCCAUUGAGAUAUAGUUCAGGUGCCGUGCUCACCACUGAGAGAAGUACUUUUCUGGUAAACGCUACGGCUAUCCUGCCACUGCAAGAAGUUUUCAGGAGCUUGAGUUUGCCACUCCAGAUCAUUCUUUCUGCUGCUAUGAUAUUUAUCCUAUUGGUUUCUUUCCUUGGAAACUUUGUUGUCUGCCUCAUGGUCUACCAGAAGGCAGCUAUGCGAUCUGCAAUUAACAUCCUCUUAGCAAGCCUGGCUUUUGCAGACAUGCUGCUGGCAGUGCUGAACAUGCCUUUUGCUCUGAUAACAAUCAUUACCACUCAGUGGAUUUUUGGGGAUAUAUUCUGCAGAGUCUCUGCCAUGUUCUUCUGGCUCUUUGCCAUAGAGGGGGUAGCCAUUCUUCUUAUUAUUAGUAUUGACCGAUUUCUUAUCAUAGUUCAGAGGCAAGAUAAACUGAACCCUUAUCGUGCAAAGAUUCUCAUUGCGAUUUCCUGGGCGGCAUCCUUUGUUGUUGCUUUUCCGUUAUCGGUAGGGAAUCCUAAUCUGCAGAUACCCUCAAGAGCACCUCAGUGUGUUUUUGGCUACUCUACAAGCCCAGGUUACCAAGCCUAUGUGAUAGUUAUCUUGCUAAUAUCUUUUUUUAUUCCAUUCCUGGUAAUGCUGUAUUCUUUUAUGGGCAUACUCAACACCGUCCGCCACAAUGCAGUUCGUAUCCAUAGCCACCCUGAUAGCAUAUGUCUCAGCCAGGCCAGCAAACUUGGUCUCAUGAGCUUACAGAGACCUUUUCAGAUGAAUAUUGAUAUGAGCUUUAAAACUCGUGCCUUCACAACCAUCUUGAUUUUGUUCCUUGUCUUCAUAGUCUGUUGGGCACCCUUCACCACUUACAGCCUUAUUGCCACAUUCAACAGCCACUUCUACUACAAGCACAACUUUUUUGAGAUAAGCACUUGGCUCCUUUGGCUCUGCUACCUCAAGUCUGCACUGAACCCACUGAUUUACUACUGGAGGAUUAAGAAAUUUCAUGAUGCAUGCUUGGACUUGAUGCCCAAAUAUUUCAAGUUUUUGCCACAGCUACCUGGCCACACAAGGCGGCGCAUUCGACCCAGUGCCAUCUAUGUGUGUGGGGAGCAUCGCAGGUACAGUGGUGGCAGGAGACACUGGUGCUGGUGGCAGGAGGAGGUGGAGGUGCCUGGAGAAGCUGUGGAGCCAGCAAGCCUCUUUCACCUAGUGCCACUCCUUCCCAUCUUGAGUACAGUUUGGAACAUCUGUGAUGGGAUGAGGGUGAGUUUUACCACCUUUGGUUGUAAGAGUAAGGCUGUCAGGGAAGAGCUGUUAACAGGAGCACGUAUAUUUGACUUCACUGCUAGUGCAGGGUUCUGUUUUAUUCCCCAGUAGUGUUACAGGUUUUAUUCCACCUCGUCUUUCAGCAACUGAGCUACAACAGUCUAUAACUAAUUUGUGGCUGAAUAAGAAUCCCUAAUCUGACUUGUGUCUCUGUGAGUGCGCUGGGCAUGGGACCUGCCAGUGAGCAUCCGCCAGGACAAAAGUUCCUACAGCUUGCUCUCAAACAAAAAUGGCACCCAUGGAGACAAAGCACAACUCUGCUUGGAUAUGGGGGGGAAAAGUCCGUGACUGUACUGCAUGGUGGAGGAAAAUGUGAGUUGUAAUGAGUAAUGAUUCUUAUAUGCCCCUUACAGAGCUGGUGUUUGUUUUUAAAAUGGAGUUAUGGCUACAGAAUAUUGAGUUGUGUUGUUCUGCUUUAUUGUGUGACAGUUAGUGAAUGCAGCUUGAUAUCAAAUUGCUAACAGAACCGCAGGUAAGUGACAUAGUAUUCAUAAAUAUCAAAGUAGAACUUGUUUCAGUUUUAUUUAUUUUAUUAUCCUGUCCAGAUAACCAGCUUUGCUAGUGAGUGGGUGCAGAACAUAGCAAUAAUGAGACAUACUCCUUGUUUAAUUGGUGAUCUGCCUUAAAUAGAUUACUGCAAUUCAGACCUCUGUGGUUGACCUGAAAUAAAAUUAAACCUGUUCCCAAACAUGAGUAGGAAUUACACUAACACUGCCCUCCCUGUCUGUUGAAGAUCUGUUCCUCCAAGAGGCAGUUAAUCUGAUCUCCAGAGGGGAUGUAAUCACAGCUGUAAUGAAUGUAACGGUGUCUCCUUUUGAUUUACCAAGCCUAGCCUCUGUGUCAGAGACAGAAUGGAGAUUUUGGUGGCUGAAGGUAUUGUCUAAACACCUGGGAUGGCGACAGGGAGCUGCUGAAACUUAGAGGUAAAUCUCAGUGAUAGAGUUUAAGCCCUGCUGUUCUUUGGCAUGUCUGUACUGUCUUUUUUUUUUAAAAAAAGUAAUUUCUUUCAAAGGAAGAGAGAUUAAGUGGCAUCUCUUCUAUCAUCUCUUACUUCUUUAUUGACUUUUAACUGUGAGAAUAGUAAUUUUGAAUUUAGUUCCUGGCACUUGGAUUUCCUUCCCUUCCUCACUGGAGGAGAUUUGAAGCCGU